AUGUCUCUGCUCACCCACCUACUGGUCUGCAUCUUUGGCUCUGGCUCCUGGGUGGCCAUCAAUGGGCUAUGGGUAGAAUUACCUCUGCUGGUGACACAACUACCUGAGGGUUGGUACCUACCCUCCUACCUCACGAUCAUCAUCCAGCUAGCCAAUGUGGGGCCACUCUGCAUCACCCUGUUCCACCGAUUCCGGCCUGGCUGCAUCCCUGAGGUCCCGGUCAUCUUUGCUGUGUUAGCCCUGGGCACAACAGCCUGCCUCCUCUUCUCUUUCCUGUGGGAGAAGACUUCAGUGGUGGCAGGAGUUCCCCAUAGCACAGCCUUCCUGGUCCUCACCUUCUUCCUGGCCCUGGUGGACUGUACCUCCUCUGUCACUUUCCUGCCCUUCAUGGCCCGUCUGCCAGCCCAGUACCUCACUACCUUCUUUGUUGGGGAAGGGCUGAGUGGUCUCCUCCCUGCUCUGGUAGCUCUGGCUCAAGGCUCAGGGCUCAACACCUGUGCCCAGAUCACCAAUGACUCUCUAACCAAUGAGCUGCCGAACAUCACUCAAGCAUCCUUCUUGCUUCGGGCACAGAACAUUACUCUGAACACUCAGCUAGAGUCCUGUUACCUGCCAGCCAAUUUCUCCCCUUUUGUGUUCUUUAUUCUGCUGUCAAUCAUGAUGGCCAGCUGCCUGGCUGCCUUCUUUGGCCUGACUCGACUCCCUAAGCAGUGGGAGCUCUCUACUGAGGACCUCCUGGUCAGCCAGGUGACUCUCAGAUCCUUCCAGCUCCAGGAAACCUCAACUGCCAGCAGCAACCGAGACAGCUGUGCAUCAGUGGUCCUGCCUGAGGAGAAGAAGACCCCUGUCUGGCCACAGGCCCAAUUAGCCUUCAUCUAUAUACUGGUGGUCUUUGUGAAUGCCCUCACCAAUGGAAUCCUCCCUUCUGUUCAGACUUACUCCUGCAUGUCCUAUGGUUCCAUGGCCUACCACCUGUCUGCAGCUCUUAGUGCCAUGGCCAACCCCUUAGCUGGCAUCCUGGCUAUGUGCCUGUCCAAUAGGUCGGUCUCGUGGUUGGGGGUCAUCACACUGGUGGGCACCGGUUUCGGAGCCUACAACAUGGCUAUGGCCGUCCUAAGUCCCUGCCCUCUGUUGAAGGGCUCCCGCUGGGGAGAAGCCAUCAUCGUUAUCUCUUGGGUGCUUUUCACCGGAACCCUGAGCUACGUGAAGGUGAUGACUGGGGUGCACCUGCGCAACCUGAGCCACAGCGCCCUCGUGUGGUGCGGUGCAGCGGAACAGCUGGGCUCGGCGUUUGGGGCACUACUCAUGUUUCCUCUAGUCAACGUGAUCCACCUUUUUAAGUCUGCGGAUGGAAACAGCCAGCAGUGUCCCAGCUGAGCAUGCCCGGGACAACUUUUCUGGACUGAAUUUUACUGGGCCAGAGCUAAAGCCUUGGCGACACAACCAUGACCUCAUCUCGAGUUUCCCUCAGACGAUCCUCUCCCUAACGCCCCCCCCCCCCCCCAAGCAGUGUUAAAGCCCCCAGAAUUGAGCCAUCGGGGAAAACUCCCCUCCCAUCUCUGAGAGUCACAGCAGUCAGCACCUUGGUCAGUGUUUCGGGAAGCCAGUGUUAUUGGCAUUUGGGUGCCUUGGGGGGGAAAGUAGGCUAGUUGUUUAGAGCCCUGACAGAUUAAGUAAUUUGUCCAGGAUCACACAGCCAGUGUGUGACAGAGGCAAGACUUGAACUCGGGUCUUUCUGAGGCUGACUUCCUAUCCACUACAGCACAUUUCCUUGCUUUUGUACUUCAAAUGAGUUCACGCAUUCGUUUCUGAGAUCAAUAAAAUCAGUUUUCUAUCUUACUCAAUACAACA
This is a messenger RNA of Gracilinanus agilis (Agile Gracile Mouse Opossum), 1851 nucleotides long. RefSeq names its product solute carrier family 52 member 3 (gene SLC52A3). Lineage: Eukaryota; Metazoa; Chordata; Mammalia; Didelphimorphia; Didelphidae. Gene Ontology annotation, cellular component: plasma membrane. The record is from RefSeq and is a predicted model, not a curated record. Gene Ontology annotation, molecular function: riboflavin transmembrane transporter activity. Bases 1 to 1377 code for a protein of 458 amino acids. Gene Ontology annotation, biological process: riboflavin transport. The transcript is spliced from 3 exons.